Messenger RNA from Drosophila suzukii, 801 nucleotides. Lineage: Eukaryota; Metazoa; Arthropoda; Insecta; Diptera; Drosophilidae. The record is from RefSeq and is a predicted model, not a curated record.
AUGAAUCAAUCCAGGCAGCGGUACAGGCUGCUGGGUCUGGCGGCCGUGGCGCACGCCAUGCGUGCGCCGCAGAUUCCGCCACCGCCACAACAGCUGCCACCGCCCUACCAGCAGCAGCAGUAUCCUGCGCACUGGUGGAAUCCUGCACCGGCGGCGCAGGCAUAUGUGGCGCCACAGCCACAGUGGCAUCCUGCGCAGGGGUGGUAUCCUGCACAAGGAUUUGCGGCGCCACCGCCACUGUGGUACCCUGCGCAAGGGUGGCAUCCUGCGCAGGGAUACGUGGCGCCACCACAACAUCAGGCGCUACAUCCACAAGCGCAGGCGCUACAACAAGCGCAGGCGCUACAACCAGAAGCGCAGGCGCUAAAACAUCAACCGCAGGCGCUACAAACUCCACCACACCCACACCCGCAGGAGGAGGUGUUGGAGAAGGCGGUGUUGGUGGAGCCGGAGGCCCAGGCUGCCAUCCCCCCGUUGGCCCCCCUAAUUCUGUCGCCGCGGCCAUCAGCAGGGCCCAGGCGCCACAACUGCUUGGCCUCGUCCCUCACCUAUUCGUGCCCCUUCAGCUCAGUGGUGAAGAACCCUAGUGGGCAUAGGGCUAAGUGCGAAGGGGACGGGGUCACGGCUUACUUGCCGGAUGGCCCACAUGCCACCCUGCGGCGACAUUGGGCGGGCAUCAACAACGGGGAGGUGCAGCAGCCUUCGAGGGAGUCUUCCAUGUCCCCCAUGACGCGGGAACUCAAUCCCCUCCUUGAACGACUAAAGGGCAUUGGAGGCUCCCGAGCGGCCACGCCGGACUGA